Aureobasidium melanogenum CBS 110374 is the source of this 240-nucleotide messenger RNA. RefSeq names its product like-Sm ribonucleoprotein. The record is from RefSeq and is a predicted model, not a curated record. Lineage: Eukaryota; Fungi; Ascomycota; Dothideomycetes; Dothideales; Saccotheciaceae. Bases 1 to 240 code for a protein of 79 amino acids. Gene Ontology annotation, biological process: mRNA splicing, via spliceosome. Gene Ontology annotation, cellular component: U4/U6 x U5 tri-snRNP complex; Lsm1-7-Pat1 complex; U6 snRNP. Gene Ontology annotation, molecular function: RNA binding. The transcript is spliced from 5 exons.
AUGGCUUCUCAAUUACUCCCACUAGAGCUCAUCGACAAGUGUGUCGGCUCCCGCAUUUGGGUCAUCAUGAAGGGCGACAAGGAGUUCAGUGGCACAUUACUCGGCUUUGACGACUUUGUCAACAUGGUCCUUGAGGAUGUUACUGAAUACGACUACACCGGCUCUUCAACCAAAAUGUCCAAGAUUUUGCUGAAUGGAAACAACAUCUGCAUGCUCAUUCCUGGUGGCAUGCCUGAGUAA